ACGAGAGAAGAGACUUCAUCCAGACUCCAAGCUCUGCCACAAUCAGCAAAGACCUGCCCAUCAAAGCCACCAAUAACUGCACCGCCGGCGCGGCCAGUAACCCGAUCAAUAGCCACGCUCCCAGCGCCGUUGCCAAAUCCACCUUCCCACUGGCCAGCACUCCUUUCAUCCGAAUGAAGGACCAGGACGCGAUUAAACUCUUCAUCGGGCAGAUUCCCAGGAACCUCGAAGAGAAAGACCUGAAGCCUUUAUUCGAGGAGUUUGGGAAAAUUUAUGAGCUUACAGUGCUGAAAGACAGAUACACCGGGAUGCACAAAGGUUGUGCCUUCCUGACGUAUUGUGCAAGGGAGUCUGCGUUGAAAGCACAGACAGCAUUACAUGAACAGAAGACACUGCCUGGGAUGAAUCGGCCCAUCCAGGUGAAGCCAGCGGACAGCGAAAGUCGGGGAGAGGACCGGAAGCUCUUUGUGGGAAUGCUGGGGAGGCAACAGACCGACGAGGACAUCCGGAAAAUGUUUGAGGGUUUUGGGACCAUUGAGGAGUGCACGAUCCUGCGAGGACCAGACGGCGUCAGUAAAGGUUGUGCCUUUGUAAAGUUCCAGACGCAUGCGGAAGCGCAGGCGGCAAUCGUUGCACUGCAUGGGAGCCGAAUGCUGCAGGGAGCGUCAUCGAGCCUGGUGGUGAAGUUUGCGGACACGGACAAGGAGCGCGGCCUCCGGCGGAUGCAGCAGCUGGCCGGGCAGCUGGGGGUCUUCGCCCCCAUGGCCAUACAGUUCGGUGCAUAUGGCGCAUACACACAAGCGCUGAUGCAGCAGCAGGCAGCGCUGAUGGCCGCCACGCAGUCCACCUACCUCAGCCCCAUGGCCACCGCCGUCCAGAUGCAGCAGGUAGCAGCCAUCAAUGCCAGCAGCCUAAUCGCCAGCUCGCUGACGCCAGCCUCGGGAAGCAGCACCCCCCCAGGGAUUUCAGCGGCCCAGGUCCCUGCCAUCGCCAUCAACGGUUACAGCCAGAUCACUGCUCAGACCGACGGUCAGACACCCUCCGAGGCCGUCUACACCAACGGCGUCCAUUCCUAUCCAGCACAAAGCCAAGCAUCCGGCCCGACAGCCAUGGACCCCCUACAACAGGCGUACGCGGGCAUGCAGCACUACACAGCAGCCUACCCAGCCUACCCAGCCACCUACGGAGUUGUCAGUCAGUCGUUUCCACAGCCGGCUCUUGUGUCACAGCAGCAGCGAGAGGGCCCAGAGGGUUGCAACAUCUUCAUCUACCACCUGCCCCAGGAAUUCACCGACUUCGAGUUGCUGCAGAUGUUCCUGCCGUUCGGCAAUGUCAUUUCUGCCAAGGUGUUUGUCGACCGCGCCACCAAUCAGAGUAAAUGUUUCGGGUUCGUCAGCUUCGACCACCCGGCCAGUGCUCAGACCUCCAUCCAGGCCAUGAACGGAUUCCAGAUCGGCAUGAAAAGGUUAAAAGUGCAGCUGAAGAGGCCGAAGGAUGCCAACAGGCCGUACUAGAGCAGCAGGGCUGAACUCACUGCAGACAGAAGAAGCCAACUUCGUCCCCGCCCCGCCCUUCCCACUUCAAGUUCUGCCUCGCCCACCCCCCAACCGGUUCCUGGCACGAUGACAGAUCAACGGAGACUCCUCGCUGGACAGCCCAGCCGAUUCCACGGGCGUGAAAUGUCACGCGGACCCGAGCACCCACUGCCAGAAUGGAGCAGACGGUCCCACCAUCUCCCCUCCUCCACCCAGGCAGCAUCACAGGGUGGGUACCGUGAUCUGGGGUCCCGACGCACUGCCUGGGACAGGGUGCAGGGAGGUCACACACAGGGGUCAUGGUGGGUUAGGGAAAGAGAGAGAGAGAGACACUAAAGCAUUCUAACCUUAAGGACAUGGUCAGCAAUCUCCCUCUCUCUGAGGGGUCUUAGCAUCUCACCCCCCCCCCACUAUUUCCCCUUUGUGUGGGGAACAGCUGCCCACCCUCCCCUCACCCUGCUACUGCAACAAAACCACCCAUCCUGCUUCAGACAUCAUAAGGUGGUGGGGGUGGGGGGAGUGAGGUGAGACAUUUCCUCUGCCUCCCCAGAGCAAAGUGGAAGGGGAGAGGCCACAGUGACUGCCCCAGAUCCGGUUCCCCAGGGCGCUCAUGACCGCUGUCACGGGAUAACAAGACCCUGCCAGCCCGGAGCGUUUCCCUUCCCACCCCAGGGAGCAGACCGCCAGCACGCUCGGACACCAGACAGGGUGGGUGCGGGAGGGAGGCUGCACGGUGACGGAGCUCCCAGGCCCCACCAGACAUACCAACUGGACAAGUUCACAACAACCAGCCUUCGCAUUCACCGACGGGGCGUCAGCGUCUGCUGGAAAACAGGCUGCUCUUCACCCUCUCUCUGGAACCUAUUUAAUAUUUAUUGUACAUAAUCAAAUGGAUUAAAUUAAUUCCAGCCUGAAUCUAACUAAUUCCAUGUUGCCAGAUGGUGGCGCCUAGAAUGUAUGAGGGAGAGGCUUGUGUUAACACAGUGUGGCAAAUUAAAACCCCACACAGUAUCCACAAUGUGUACACCUUCAGUUAUCCUAGCAGACUGUCACUCAGGAGUUAUGUCCAGGCCUCUCCAAAUGGAACAGGGUUAGAAAAAAUUCAGGGUUUAAUAAAUCUGGAAUCGGGUUCUGAUUUUAAGGUCUUAAUUUAUUGUUAAUUUAUUCUCUUUUAUUUAAAAUUGACAAAGGCAAUUUUGUUUUUUGCUGUUUUAAUUGCAUUCAAUAAAGAAUUUCCAAAAACCUAACCUUUUUAAUGUGUGUCCAGCCCCAAGCUUGGCGGCACCUCCUCAGGCAUUUUAUACAGGAAGAUCACUACAAAGACGCCAGGGUAACUUCAACCAAAUUUAUUUUUCAUAAAACAAGGCUUGUGUGUAAAAUAUAUAUCUUUUAAAUUGCUUGCCAGCUUUCCUUCUUGUAAAAAAUAAAUUAUACCAGAGGGAAAUAGUAAUAAUACAGGGUUAAUAAUGUGUGCAGGCCGGCAGUCAACUUUGGGCCUUAUGGGAGGAACGUUUCUGCAGUAAAGCUCCCACUCACAAGUUUGAAAUACGUUCACAUAAACAAGACCCACAGGUGAAAGACGCCCAGAGCUGAUUACAUACACCACUUGCUUAUACCAGUUCACACAGAGACAGAAACAUUCAUUAUUUCCUGGUGUUGACAAACAUCCUUUUUUUAAAAAUCUUCCUUUAUUUAAGACCUCCAGAGCCCCCACCCUCCACUUCAGCCCAGCGUUCGGAAAGGACACAGGGGUAAGGACCACACCAAAAUCCCUACCCUCAUCUCCACCACACUACCCAGGAACCAGCUGCCACACCAGUACCAGUAUCUUCAAUAACAAACCCCAUCCGUGUAGUAUCAUCAGUAGGCAAGGCCAUCAACACAGAGCACCAGUUUAACAUGUCCAGUGGUAGGAAAAGGCUGUCUCACACACACCCAGGGAAGGGACAGCACAGGUCAAGGUGAAGCUCCCUCCACGCCGUCCCAGGGUCAGACACAGAGUGAGUCUCCUUGUAUAGCAACCUGAAGUCAAUGGCAUUAAGAUAAAUGGUUGGGAACCCCAGCUCUGCACUGUGCCUUCACACACUCCUGAGGUGCGGGUAUAAUCUCACUACCUGACCCCCUCAGCGACCGGAGAGUUUCAGUGGUUAAAUAUGCAGCUGACCCAAUUGGAGACUCACCUGCCCCUCAGAAAACAACCUCAAAAAGGCAAUUACUCCAGAUCUUACCGACGAUAGCCACUUACCGAGAAGCAGUUAUCAGCGGUGAGAACCUCCUGAAGGCAGACUGUUUCGGAAUGACUGAAGGGACCUCCAUACCACACCAUGAGUGGGUUGCAGGUGGGGAGCUUCCUGUAUCUGAUCACCACCCAAGGGUGGGUCUAGCCUGCUCGGGAUGGAGAUCCACCUGAGGUUUUUAACUGAGGGGAAACCGAAGGGAAAGUUUACAAAUUAAUGAUUUCCAUGGUGCAAUUCCUUUGAAAUAGUUCCCAGCAACAGGUAACAGAAGCCUCUGAUUUGUACUUUAUGUAAGUUUUUAUGGCAGAAGAACAAGGGAAGCAGGGGAGAGCGUACAGAGACUGAUUCAUCAGGAUCUGAGACAGUGAGGUGGACAAGGGUGCUAGACGGUGAGAGCGAUCUGGCCACUCGACUGUCUGACCCGUGUCCUCCCCCUGAAGACCGGGGGCCACGGAGGGCCAGGUCUGGUGGUAAAUGUUCACGGGAGUCAUCGGGCUGGAAGCAGCUCCUGAUCCCCACGGACAUCCUGCUUCAAGGGAGGAGAGGAUAGGUGCUCAUGGGGAAGGAGAGGAGGGGAGAGGGAGUGCGGGAGGGGAGGGAGAAGUAGAGGAGAGGGGAGGGGAGAUGGUGGGAGGAGGAGUGCAGGGAAGAAGGAGAGGGGAAGGAGGAGGAGAGGGGAGGGGGUGUUGGCAGCGGAGGGACAGGUUGGAAAGAUAGGGGAGAGGAAGAGAGGGAGGAGGAAGGAAGGAAUGGGGGAGGGAGGGAGGAGGAAGGAAUGGAGGAGGAGGGAGGGGGCUGAGGGGAGAGUGGGAAGGAGUGGCUGUCCAAGGUUAUUGAAAGAGAGUUGAGAGCGGGGUGAAGGGUGCGGAACAAAGAAGCCUGCAGAGAGGGAGGGUGCGAUAAAGUCUGGAGGAAGUUGUGAGACUCCAGCGAAGACUGCUGCCCAGGACAAGGUCCGGAGUGUGGUGAACCGUUGCCCCUGGACAGAGCCGGUGACACAGUGCCACAACCUCUACCAUCGAAUAUAAUAAAUAAAUAAAUAGUUUUGAGCACAUUCCUGAUCCGAGUGCUUGGUCUUAUAGAGGAACUAUCAUUGCGUCUGUUAGAGUUUAGCUGUGGUUAUGCUGAAAGUUCGCUCACCCGAGGAUGAGCCCAGGGAUCGAGCAGACGAGUGGACAGAUCUGGGUGAAAUAAAGACCCGUGAGAAUUCUGGCCCCCAUCCACGGGUUCAGGCACCCGCCGUACGGCCCGCUGCUCUAGAUCGCUGGCCGUUCAUUCGCCGCUCGGCGUGGGUACACGAGGCACAACAUAUCAUCUUGUAGUAGGAGUAGA
Messenger RNA from Hypanus sabinus (Atlantic stingray), 5104 nucleotides. Its product is annotated as CUGBP Elav-like family member 3. Gene Ontology annotation, molecular function: mRNA binding. Lineage: Eukaryota; Metazoa; Chordata; Chondrichthyes; Myliobatiformes; Dasyatidae. Gene Ontology annotation, biological process: mRNA splice site recognition; regulation of alternative mRNA splicing, via spliceosome. The record is from RefSeq and is a predicted model, not a curated record. Gene Ontology annotation, cellular component: cytoplasm; ribonucleoprotein complex; nucleus. The coding region runs from base 174 to 1514 and encodes 446 amino acids. The transcript has 13 exons.